This is a messenger RNA of Acanthamoeba castellanii str. Neff, 1728 nucleotides long. RefSeq names its product peptidylprolyl cis-trans isomerase, cyclophilin-type domain containing protein. Gene Ontology annotation, biological process: protein peptidyl-prolyl isomerization. NCBI's taxonomy places the organism in Eukaryota, Discosea, Longamoebia, Acanthamoebidae. Bases 1 to 1728 code for a protein of 575 amino acids. The transcript has 11 exons. Gene Ontology annotation, molecular function: peptidyl-prolyl cis-trans isomerase activity. The record is from RefSeq and is a predicted model, not a curated record.
AUGUCGGAUUUCCCGCGCACCUUUUUCGACAUCACCAUCGACAACAAGCCCAUCGGCCGCGUGAUCUUCGAGCUCUACACGGAUGUCACGCCCAAGACGGCCGAGAACUUCCGUGCGCUGUGCACCGGCGAGAAGGGCAUCAGCAAGCUCUCCGGCAAGCCCCUCCACUUGCGUGGCUCGUGCUUCCACCGCAUCAUCAAGGGCUUCAUGAUCCAGUCGAUCUACGGGCGCACGUUCAACGACGAGAACUUCAAGCGCAAGCACACCGAGCCCUUCCUGCUCUCCAUGGCCAACGCCGGUCCCAACACCAACGGCUCCCAGUUCUUCAUCACCACCGUGUCCACGCCCCACUUGGACGGCAAGCACGUGGUGUUUGGCCGCGUGAUUGCGGGUCAGGAGGUGAUCAAGAUCGUGGAGAACGAGCUCACCGACAAGAGCGACAAGCCCUUCUCCUACGUGUCCAUCGCCAACUGCGGCGAGCUCAUCAAGAAGUCCGCCGUCGCCAAGGCCGCGCAGAGCGGGACGGCGGCGACGGAGGGCAAGCCCGCCGACGAACAGGCCCUGGCGGAGACUUCCGCCGGCGGCGCUGCCGCCAAGAAGAAGUCCAAGAAGAAGCGCUCCCGCUCCGACUCUGAGUCAGAGUCGGCGUCGGGCUCGUCGGAUUCCGAGUCGGAGAGCUCGUCGUCGUCGUCGGAGAGCGAGCGCGAGAAGCGGAGGCGCAAGAAGAAGGAGAAGAAGAGGAAGAGGAAGGAGCGAAGGCGGAGGAGGCGCGAAGAGCGAAAGCGAAAGAAGAAGAGCCGAAGGAGGAGCAGCUCCGAUUCCGAUUCCGAGUCCGACCACAGCUCCGACGACGACCGCGACGAUGACGAGAAGAAGGCGAGGAAGCCCGACGACGACAAGAAGGAGGUGAAGGACGAGAAGCGCGAUGGCGAUGACGUCGACAAGAAGGACGACGACCGUAUGAAGGAGGAGCCGAAGGAGGAGAAGAAGGAGAAGCGGAAGCGAGCGGACGACAGCGAUGACGAGGCGGACAGGAAGGCGCGGGACAGGGACAGGAGGAGCCGGAGGAAGAGCCGGAGGAGUCGAAGCCGCAGCCGCAGCAGCAGCGACAGCGAUAGCAGCAGGAGCCGCAGCCGAAGCAAGAGCAAGGAGCGCGAUGCCAAGGACAAGAGUCCCGUGCCCGAACGCGACAGGAGGGACGGCGAUGGCCGCAACAUCAAGGGCCGCGGCGGCGUCAAAUACCGCGCCCGCCACACCAACCGCCCCUACAACCCGCGCGAUCGAUACAACGCGUGGGACCGCGAGAGGAUCGGGCAGGACCGCGACGCCUACGACCACCGCUCCUCGGACUACGGUCGCGACCGCCGCAGCGACACCCGGAGAGGCUACAACGACCGCGACCGCGACUACCGCCGUGACGACUACCAGGAUCGCUCCAGAUACGGGGGCAGCAUCGCCGACCUGGACGGCAACUCGCGGGACGACAUCUCGGCCGCCGCCGUGUCCCGACGCGACGCCCGGGAGCGCGGGCGCGACGCCAGGAAGGGCUCUCGCUCGCCCCUCACCCCCACAGCCGCCACCACCAACGGCGAUCACGACGAACCGGCGGCGGCCGACAAGGCGUCGCCUGCGCGGAGGGUCAAACGCCGUGCUCGGAAGCACCUCGAACACGUCCGCCCGUAUGAGCUGCCGCAGGCUGUCCUGGUGCUCCAGUUGCUCUCCGAGUAG